AUGCUCACUUUAACCGGGUACAUCCCCAACUCCAUCGUGAGAGCUGGUUGCGCGGGAGCCGGUCGACAAUGUCUAUCAAGGCCCGCCUUGGCCCUCUUGACAGUCCGGAAGUUCAGCUCCAGCCAUGUGAAUAAUCAAUGGCAAGCGCUGACUUGGGCUACACAGCAACCUGACCAUGUGACACCAGACGAUAUUACUACCUCCUACACUCACCUCCGUACCUCGUCGAAACAAUCCCCUGUUGUGCCAAUUCUCUUCGUGUCCCCAGAAUUUACGGCGUGGACGGAACCAACGGGCCCUCUUCUUUCACAAUGGGCGACCCCGCUAUUCAAUCAGAUCCAUGGAGGCGAUGCCCCGGAUGUUGUCUAUACAAUUGCGGCUGUAGUCGACAAAAUCUCCAGCAACAGUGGCGGGAAUACAACAGCUACGGAAGGUUUGUCACUGCUCUUGGCCGAUAGCUCUUGCAUAACCGCUUCAAUUGCGACGCCCACGCGUUUGAAGAGCAACACCUCUGAGGAACCAGCGUUCUUUCUGUCAGCCAAAAACAACGAUAGUCACAACAGCGCUCAAUAUCACGAAAUUGGCCUCCGUCUCGCCCAAACCGUAUUUCGAAACGGAAGGGACAGAACUCUGCUAGGAAUGCGAUGGACUCGAGACGACUCGAACAGUUACUUCCUAGAUAGCUACCACGACCUUUCGUCUUGCUCUGUGGCAGCUCCAGUCCGUGAGGCACACUGCGCCGUCAACAUCCCCUUUCACCCUGUGACACAACGUCGACGAGUCAUUUCAAGCAUGGGAAACAUUGUACGACAAGUCUCCAAAUCCACAACCGAUGAUGGUGAUCUUAGUGCAGCUAUUCCUGCCUCCUCUGAGUUGGAGAAAGAACUUCCCAGAUACGUUAGCGAACGCGGGAUUCCACAUCAAAGAGUGGCAGUAUGGGCGCUAGUCGAGCCACCAACCGCGUCUUCGACCCAUACCACUCAGGAGGACAUUCAGAGCUCAUUAUCCAAAGGAAGCAAGAUUCAUCGUGUGGUUAGCGGAGGUGGCGGCUGGGGUAAGAAGCAAGGCCUACUAUCAUUAGACCCAGAAGCGACUUUCGCAGCUGGAAGUCGAAAUUCUCGCGAAGCAUCGCUGGAUCUGGUAUUCACUUCGUCUUCGGAAACCGAGCCGGCCUUCACAAACGACCUUCCAGACUUUCUUGAGGGGCUUUGCCUUGAAGAGAACAUUGCUCAAUUAACACAGGUAGCAUCACCUGGAGAUUAUAUCCAAUUCUUCGUGACCCCCGAAGACGACUUAAAAUUUAAGGUUGAGUCUACGCCAGGCGCUCUUAGGUACUCAUUUGGAGUAGACGCUCCCGAAGAUUUGAAGGAAACAUCUUCCACGACUUUGAAAGGCAUGGCCGUGAUCCACGACCAUUUUGGCGCCAUCUCAGAAUCAGCGAUAAGCUAUUCGCAGAAAGACUCGUCACAGGCAUCAAAAUGUGAGACCAAGAUUUCUGUGCCAGGGUCGAGGAUUGCUUUGUCGGUUGCAUGA
Molecule: messenger RNA, 1533 nt
Organism: Talaromyces marneffei
Lineage: Eukaryota; Fungi; Ascomycota; Eurotiomycetes; Eurotiales; Trichocomaceae
Exons: 2
Coding region: 1-1533 (510 amino acids)
Source: RefSeq, a predicted model, not a curated record